UGAAAACAAUAAUUGGCAACACUAUUGGCGCUCUCCAUUGUUGUCGCGUGCUCGCUCUCUCCCCUCUCUCUCACGCGACGUCACUUUUGGCCAGGCCAACACAACUCACGCACACCUGCGACGCUCAUUCUUGACUGAAUUGCCGUGAGUAAGCGUUGGUCUGAAAAAACGAGCGCGUGUCGCGAAUCGGUAAAUCGAGACAAAGAUAAAGAAAAGUUCAUUAUCAAAUGCAGACAAGAACAACGGAAAAUAAAGCCGCUAAGCAAGUGAAAAUCGAAAGGGAAAUGCAAGUGAAAAUUCCGAGCAGUGGACCCUGCCCUUGAAAGUGUGUAAAAAACAAGCCACUGGAAUUCAUUUCACGCACAAAACGACAUUAGAACCCAGACGCAGGAUGUGGAAAGCGUAGUGAAAAAAGGUAGUAGACAACACGCAACGAAGGCCGGAAAAACGUGGAAAUGAUCCGCUAAUUAAUUAGCUAAGUAGGCAACGAAAAGCGGCGAAAAUAGGUGUAACCCUUAGAACCAACAAUAAAUUCCGAUUUGUUGCAAAAUAUAUACCAAGUCAAGGCUUAAAAUGACAUCAUACGCAAAUGACACAACGUCCGCAGCAGCAGCAACAACUUCAGCAACAUCAGCUGGCGCAGCAGAAGCAGCAGCAACAACAACCGUCGGCAACGCCCCCCAAUCAGCUGUGGGGGGCGUGGCGACAGCAGCUGAUUCAUCCAAAGUCAAGAGCCGCGACAAUUUGUCCAUAAGCCGUACAUAUGGCGACGAAGAUGGCAACAGUAGCGAUGGACGCGAGAAGGCCGACACGACGCCGGAAAAUCUUAAGAAAAUCGCCGAAAUCAUUGACAGUCCAGAUGGAAUGACCUCGGCCACCUCGCCCAUUCCCUCCCCUCGUCAUGUUCAGCUCCGGAAUCCCAUCAAUUCCGGCUUUGUGGGCCUCGGGGCCGCCAUCGAUGACUCCUGCGGCAAGUUCUGCCUUGGCAAGCCGCCACCAUCGCCUGCCGAGAAAGCGGCGGCACAAAGCAGAGCGAACCAGCAGCACCAUCAGCAGCAACAUGGCAAUAGCAACUCCAGCAACAGCAACACCAACAGCAACAGCAAUUCGAAGAGCAACAGCAACCACAAAUCAGGUGGCAAUGAUGAGGAGGAGAACUCGAGCGAGUCGAAUGCAACGACGAAGGCAUCGCUGGCCUUCACCAUUGAUCAUUUCGAUGCCUCCGAGAACGAUUCGGCUGCUCAGGCGGCGCGCUACAAGAACAUGAUGGAGCGCUUCCAGAAUCGCCACAAGCGCGGUGCUUCGAUGUCCAAGUUGGAGACGGAAAAGGAUAACAACACCACGACCACCUCGAACAGUGGCCGCCAGUCGCAGCGGAGCAGCCUGGAUGCUGGGAGCAGUAUGGCGGAUGAUAUCUCCUCGCUGACGGCGGCCACGCCCAGCAGCGAACAGGCGCCCCCAGUGCAGGUGAAGAUGCGGGUAAGGGAUCGCAGUGCCUCCCGCGUGCGAGACGCCUCCAAGCGGCACAGUUGGUCGCCAAGGAGUUCGGCCAAUGAACCAAGUGCAGCGCCUGCUCCGCGACCCACAAGUCGAUCGAAGCUGCCACCACCGCCGGCGGCCACGAAGGGAACCUCCAAUCUGCUGGCCAAUCGCACCGCCAAUCAGUUUACACCCCGAUCCACCGCCAUGCAGCUGGCACUGCGCCAGGUGGAGAUGCUCUGUCCACAGCCACCGCUGGCGGAUGGGAAGCCUUCCAGCGAGAACGAUGCCGUCAGCGAGGCCGGAACCUACACCCUCGACGGCGACAACUACACGGAGGAGCAGAAGGAUCUCAUGAACAUCGAUAGGAAUGGAAAGGGAGCGGCUACCAAGCAGCGGCCCAAACAACUGCCAGUGAAGUCGAGUCGGGGCAGCAAUGUCCUCGAGGUGAACUACUACCACGAAACGCCGCUGCAGGAGCAGCUGCCCCAGCAACUGCCAGCUCAGAGGAGCUCCACAGGUGCCUAUCUGGAUCAACUGAAGAGUCGCGUGCUGCGUCAGCAGGUUCCCCCAUCGCCGCCAACUCCUCCUUCGCCUGCGGCGGACAUGGGCUGCUUCACCAGUGUGACCACCAGUGGAGUGCUGGCCAAGCAGCGCGCCUUGGACACUCAUCCCAAGCUCACCCGGCACUCGCACAGCCUGUCCACCUCGCAGAUCGACAGCUCCGAGUACGUGAGCAAUGAGGCUAAACUUCGGCACACGCAGGCCUUGUCCGGAUCGGCAACGGAUCGCCAGAAGGCCGAGUACCGGCUGAAUGUGUUCACCACCAGCACCAAUCAGCAGCACCAGUUGCCGGAGACACCCACCACGCCCACCCAAAACUCGGAGGCAGCCCUCCUGCAGACGGCGCAGACGAAGCAGGAUUGGAUUCAGGAGUGGGCUCGCAAUGCUCGGGCCAGAAGUCUGGCGCAGGAUGUGAGUGGCACCAGCGCCAGUCGCCGGAAGCAGCAACAGCAACAACAACAACAGCAGGCACAGCAACUGAUGACACGCAGCUACAACUGCUCGGACACGGGCGGCGACUCCCUGACGGACGACAGCCUGAGUUUGUACAACCAGCAGCGGCAGUACGCGGCGGCAGCGAAGCUCAAUCGCAGUCUGGCGGAGCGGUAUCGCCUGAUGGGCGACUGUGACUACGCCAGCGAUCCGGCGUUGUGCAGCCACGGCGGGGGAGGAGGUGGACUCGGUGGACAGGUGUUGGAGCCACCAUACAAACCUCCAAAAAGUCCCAGUAAGAUUCCCUCACCGCUGCACACGUUGGGACGUGCGCGCAGUGCCAGUCGCUCGCGUCCGCCAACAGAUGCCUAUUUGGAGCAAACAGCUGCGGCUAUUAGCAAUCUCCAGCAAUCCCUCUCCCGCCGGAGCUCGGUUAAAUCGCCGGCACAGAGCAGUCCGCAGCACAGCCUGGAAUCGGGAAUGGGUGCCGGCGGUGGCUAUCGACGAUCGCCGCUCCAUCGAGCGCUCAUGACCAGCAGCAUCAAUGAGGCGCAGCUGCAGUUGCUCACCAGCGGCGAGAAUCUGCUGAAGCAAUUGCGUCGCCGCAAGAACUCCCUGGAAUACGAUCCGGGUCAGGAUAGUGUGGAGCAGGUUGAGCCGGUGGCUGCUGCCCCCUUGUCGCCGCUGCGUCGAUCGAGUAGCUUCCAACAGCAGCAGCAACAGCAGCAGGGUCAGCAUCCCGUUCGUCAGGCGCGUCCCAAUUUCCAGAACCUCUACACCCCGCCUGCUGCCCGUCACGCCCACGCCCUGAGCACCGUUCACCAGCAGCAGCAGCUGAAGAAGUCCGCCAGCAGCAAUAACUUCGAUCAGGCCUACAGCGACUAUGACAAUGAGUUGCAGUAUUACAUCAACGAUGAGGAUGAACUGGGCACCACGGGUGCCUACUACUCCAGCAACGAGGAGGAGGACGUGGAGGAGAACCACGACGAGGUGCAGGGUUCCGUUCCCCUGAGCAACACGCGCAUGAACAAAGCGCUGCUGAUGCGGAUCGAGAGGAGCAAACAACGAGUGGCUGGAGCACAGGCUGCUCCAACCAAACCCACUUCAGCGCCAGCGGGAAAGCUCACCUUGGCACAAAGUGGAGCUGGUCUGGUGGCCUGUCCCAAUACUCCCGAAAUGCCACGACGGAAUAUCAAGAGUGCUCCCAGGGUUGCUCCCGGAUCGGGCAAUCGAAACACCCGCCAGUCAAUGCCCCGGGAAACGAGCCUCAGUCGAUUGGCCCAACAGGUGCCCAGUUCGCUGGCCAAUGCCAAGAAGCAGCUGCUCCAAACAGCCAGUGCUGGUGUGAGCUCCAGCUCGAGGGAUCAGCGGGUGCAGCCCAAAUACCUAGACAUCUCCAAGUACAAGUCGGCGCAGUCGAACAAUUUUCUGCGCAAGAACGAUGCCAAGAGCACACUGAAGCCAGCGGAUCAGAUGAAACGAAGUCCCAGUGCCUCUUCCAUGGGUCUGAGUCGCGGCGAUGGAACGCGUGCCAGUAAUCGCAGUGUUCGGAGUACUGCCUCCGCCAUGAACACCAGCACAACAUCGCUGGGUGGCGGAAAUCCGGGAUCCAGGAACUCCUCUGCCAUGCGACGCGAUGCCUCAGUAAACAAACAGAAGGAGGCCGAAAUGGCCAUGUGGAAGCGACGAUCCACCUAUGAUCCCAUGAAGGCCGCUGCCGAGGAUCGCCGCAAGAAGGAAGAAGCCCGACGUGCCCAAAACGAAGCUCAGCGACAAAUCAACGAUGAUGAAAUGCCUUUCGAGAGUGUGCUGCGCCCAGCCAACAAUUUGACCAUCACGAGCGGAGGCAACAGCUACAGUCCUCGAAACUCCGUGGAAAACGACGCCUGGACGCUUGGUGAAUCCUCUGAAUUCGGGGAAUAUCCCGAUGACUACGAUGAAAACGAUGAGGAGGUGGAAGGCGACGAGGAGAUUGACUACGUGGGCCAGGAAUCCGACGAAGUUUUUGAGGCGGAAUCAGGAGAGGCUGCCAUUCAGGGCGCACAGUAGGCAACCGAUAAACAGAACACAAAACCAGCAACAGUGAUAAAUAAUUCGAUAUAUACAUAACUAUAUAUAUAUGUAUAACAUAUUGUAUUUCUUAGCGAUCGAUGGAUGCGAUGUAGGAAUAACCUUCUACGAGUUUUGUAAACCGAAUUAGCUGACAUGAUUUCUCCACGGCUUUUUUAUAUAAAGCAUAUAAUUUGGACACCGAAAAUCAUCGAAAAAUCCAAUAAACAAAAACUGUUACUCAAUUCUGUCCACAUGCCAUAGGAAAAAUGUUUUUAUUGCUGAAAUAUUUACUCUUAAAAUGAACUAAAUUCAAAAAAGGAGAAAAGAUAUUCAAGUAUAUAUUGUUAAACGUUUAAAGCUUCUUGAUUUGCUAAAAUUCAAUUAAAUGGAUUAUAUUUUAAAUAUGAAUUCUUAAAAAUGUCGGCAAUGGUGCAAUUACUUCAAUAUGAAUGAACAAAUACUCAGAUGUGUCCUAGGCUUAGUUAGAAAGGGUUAGAAAGGGAUUUAAAGCCGAGACGAAUUGACUGCAAUCAAGUGCUAAACAAAACAAUAUAAUUUUAAGAUUUGCUGACCCACAACACCGGGGAAAACUGACCAAAAGGAAUUGAAUUUAAUUGUUUUGUGAUCUGAGCUAAAGUUUAAAUGCGUUCGAGAGUUCAGCCCUUUCUUUGCCCGAAUACGAUUACUGGGAUUUCAGCCCAAGGAAUUAGUUUGUUUUUGGUAGGAAUUUGUAGUUACUCAUGAACUUAUGUCGUAGGAUUUUUUAUAUACAUAUAUAUUAUAUAUGCGAACAGAACACUCGAUGGAAGGUAGCUUACGUAACAAAUUAUGAUGAUACGGUCUAGUUUUAUAUAUGCAUACAACACUAUACACUAGCUGAGUAUAUAUCUUAUACAGCAGACGUCUAGUUUAGUACUAUAUAAAUGGAGCAUAUGUGGUAUUCGCUUUUAAACCAACUAAAUUGUUAAAACCCUUAUCCUUUGAAGCAAACGGAAUAAUGUCUAAAUAUCAUGCAGUGGUGUCGGUGUCCAUAUUUGCAACUGCUCGAUGAAUAUUGAGUGGAUUUGAGUUCAUUUCAAUAACUAUUGUAUUUUACAGCAGCCGGUAUUUUAAAAUAUUAUCUCCAAAUGCCCAAGUCAACUUAAGCAAUAGACAAUAUACUAUAAACAAAGACUUUUUUCGAAACCGAUUCAUGUCCAACGAAAAAGUUCAGGAGCAGUUGCCCGGUUUAAAAAAAACAUAAUUUAAAACUAAAAUAUAUAUUUUAACAGAGUUAAAUUGUAAUGAAACAAACUACACAAACAGCCGUCUAAAACAUUUUUUAAAUUUGUACAUUUUAAGUAUUUAAACAAUGAUAAAAGAAUUGUUUUUCGUAUCGUG
This is a messenger RNA of Drosophila ficusphila, 5907 nucleotides long. RefSeq lists its product as uncharacterized. The transcript is spliced from 7 exons. NCBI's taxonomy places the organism in Eukaryota, Metazoa, Arthropoda, Insecta, Diptera, Drosophilidae. The record is from RefSeq and is a predicted model, not a curated record. The coding region runs from base 574 to 4524 and encodes 1316 amino acids.